Molecule: messenger RNA, 645 nt
Organism: Coprinopsis cinerea okayama7#130
Lineage: Eukaryota; Fungi; Basidiomycota; Agaricomycetes; Agaricales; Psathyrellaceae
Product: protein kinase subdomain-containing protein PKL/ccin9
Exons: 2
Coding region: 1-645 (214 amino acids)
Source: RefSeq, a predicted model, not a curated record
AUGGCAGAGAUUAUCUCGAUUAAUUGUCCGCUUUAUGGCGAGGGCCCCGACAAGGCGUUUAGUGUAAAGAUCCAGGCGAACGACAUCAGCAUCCUCAAAGAAUUUAUAACGACGCGCAACCGACUUUCGAAUGUCAAUCCAACGCACGUACGUCUCUUCAAGGUCUCCCUGACGCCAGACGAGCUACACAAAACGAUUCCAAACCCAGAAUCCGAGCUCAACUCACCGCUUGCAGAAAUCUCUGCCAUCUUCAAUGAUUUACCAGAGAACAAAGUUCAUGUUUUAGCAGGUAAGCAAAGGACUGGCCUCAAACGAUCUGCUCUCGAGUCUGCGUUCCAAUUCGACGCACUCAAGCGGGCCAAGGUGGUCACUGAAUCCCCGUCACAGCUGGCUCAAAAGUCGACCUAUGAAGAAGGGUGGGUGCAUGGAGACCUUCCAUAUUGCAACAUCCUCAGGAGCAAAGACAAGCAACGGGUUUGGGUUGUUGACUUUGACUGGGGAGGGAGAGAUGGUGAAGUCUACUAUCCGACUCCAAGGCUGAAUGAAUUGUUGGUCGAAGGAAGGAACUUCUCAGAUUGGAAGAUUCGGAAGGAGGAUGAUGAGAGGAUUUUGGAUCUGACGUUCAAGAGACUGGGUCAAGUGUAG